Pogonomyrmex barbatus (red harvester ant) is the source of this 4057-nucleotide messenger RNA. Its product is annotated as cytosolic carboxypeptidase 1. Lineage: Eukaryota; Metazoa; Arthropoda; Insecta; Hymenoptera; Formicidae. The record is from RefSeq and is a predicted model, not a curated record. Gene Ontology annotation, molecular function: zinc ion binding; metallocarboxypeptidase activity. Gene Ontology annotation, biological process: C-terminal protein deglutamylation; protein side chain deglutamylation; proteolysis.
UUCCCCUUCUUAGAACGCGAUCCACGGGGUCCAAAGUUCAAAGCUUUCGAUGGAAUUGGGCUGAUGGAGGGAGGAGAGGUAUGAGGGGUGCAAAUCGACGAAGCGACGGGGAAAAUCGACCGAUAGCGACGAUGCAACCGGUCGACGAGAACACGGCUGACGUCCAGCAGGAAGAUGUGAUGUCAGCGAGUAAUAAGAGCGCGGACGAGAUCGUGAACGAUGCGCUGUUGGAGAAGCUCCGAACUUACGCGGCUAAACCGCAGGAGGCGGGCGACGCGCUCAGGGCGAUCGCGGCCAAGAUUCACGCGCGUGUCACCUCAUCAGAUCGGCGGAUACGCGAGCGCACGUUGGAAACGCUCUGGCGCAAGAAUUCCGGCGCGAUGGAAUCGUUCAUUAUGGCCCUGGAGAACUGCAAAGACCACGUUGCUAACUGCAGUAUCGCCGGCAUAUUGCACGAAUGCAUAUCGCCCCGAGUGACCAAAAGCAAAUCUAAGGAGAGGGGUAGCAAGAAUAAAAACACCACAAGAACCAGUAGCCGAAUGGCGGUCAUUCAACUGAUCAACUUAGGCAUCACGCAAGUCCUAGUUAAACUUUUAAUAAAUCUGCAACACGCAGACAGUAUUACGAGCGAAGUACUUACUCAAGAGAUCCUUUGGAUUUUGGGACAGGUGGCUCAAAGGGACCAGAAGUUUGUGUCAAAAAUAAAACUGCUCAACUCCGUAAAAGUGUUCCACGCAUUGUUAAAACAACACUACAACAACAGCAAGACAUUAUUGCCGUUGUUAUUGAUCAUUAAAACUCUUGCUAAAAACUCUUUUUCCUUGCAAACGUUAGUAAAGGACGGUAUCACAGCUACUUUGGAGAAAACAUUUGUCAGCGUUGGUUAUAUGCCACAUUUAAAGCUGAGGACAUUGUUGGAAUGCUUCAAACAUUUAACGACCAAUAAACUGUGUUGUAACAAAUUCGUUAAGGCAGGAAUGGUACACCUGCUGAUGCGAAUCUUCGAGAGAUGGGAAAGAUGUGAUGGACAGAUGCGCCUGAAGAUUUGUAAUUACGCUCUUAACACGCUUCAGCAUCUCUGCGUAAUAAAAGCUGGAAGGAAGGCUAUCAAGUCGAACAAUGGUCUACAGCUACUGUACCGGUUCUGUACGAGUUGUCCAGAGGACAAAGCGUAUGACUGCCUGUUAUCGCGUAUUUGUGGGAUAAUCAAUCAGUGCCUGGAGAAAAAGGAAUUACCGGUGCCCGAAAUGUCUCCUGCGAGAUUUGUUCUCCCCGAAGUGAAUGUCAACAGAGCGAACAGUGCUGAAAGCGGUAGCGAUGUCGACAGUCAGGCAAACAGUGUGGCUUCGAUCAGUAGAUCGUACAGUGAUUUGGAUUCCGGCGACGAUGAGGAGAGCCACGACUCCAGAAAUAUAAUGGACAAUGAAAUUCACGUAGGAGACGAGGUGGACGAAAGUAAAUUCUUCGCUGGGAUUUUUACCUCGCGGAGAUCCGAGGAGGAUCUUGCUGGAUAUCAUACGUUCUUCAAGGAGUUAGGAAAUCUGCGAUCGCAGUUACACAUCGUCGGAUCGUCGAACGCCAAACUGACCGAUCUUUGCUUGAUAGAGGAUGAUGAGAUAAACUCGGCGCUUAUGAAAGCGGGAAAAACGAGGCCUUCGAUCAUGGAUUUCUCGAGCUCUAACGGUACUACGACGAAGGGUCAAUUGACGAACGGCACGCAUAGUUUGAAGGUCCUAGAAAACCUAGUGUCAGCGAACGCCACGGAUCGGUACGCGUAUUGCGCCGUAGCGAGCAGGGCGAGAAGCGUUAUCGACUUCGUCAAGGUCGCCUAUCCGGACCUGAUCGGUGGCGAUGAUCUGGGCAAAGCCGAGCCGCUCAACAUUAAGGACAGGAAGGUUUGCCGCGCGAAACUGCUGACCUGCGUGGAACGCGGUCUCCACGCCACUGCCAUUGUUCAGGAAGUCGUUUACGAUCUUGACGCUCUCGCAAACUCCACCUCCCGGGGAUCGUCGGGCGACGAGCGGUUGCUCGGCAAUUGUGAUGAGAAAAGAGUUGGCAAGCGCAACCACCUGGACACGAAGCGAUUACAGUUCGAGUCUAGAUUUGAAAGCGGUAAUCUGAGGAAAGCUAUUCAGAUAGGUCAACGGGAAUACGAUCUUAUCCUGACGCCAGAUGUCAACAGCGGUUCCAGACACCAAUGGUUUUAUUUCGAGGUCUCCAGCAUGGAAGCGAGUAUACCGUAUACAUUCAAUAUAAUCAACUGCGAAAAGACGAACUCGCAGUUCAACUUUGGCAUGAAGCCCAUACUGUUCAGUGUCAUGGAAGCGCAAUGCGGUAAACCAGGAUGGAUGAGGACUGGCGUCGACAUUUGUUACUAUCGGAAUUGUUAUCAACGGCCUACCAGGGGGAAAACGUACUUUACGACAUCCUUUACGGUCACAUUUCCACACGAUUAUGAUGUCUGUUAUCUGGCUUACCAUUUUCCGUAUACGUACAGUCGGCUGAUGACCAACAUCUGGAAAUGGACGAGAACGGUUUCCGCAGCGAAUGUGUACUUUCGCGCGGAGACCCUCUGCGAAACUUUAAACGGCAAUGAAAAUCCUGUACUCACUAUUACGUCACCAGAUUCCGAGACCAAUCCUAUACACACUCGAAAGAUGAUCUUCUUAACGUCCAGAGUACAUCCCGGUGAAAGCAACGCUUCUUGGGUGAUGCACGGAACCAUGGAGGCCCUCCUAAGUGACAGCCAGUACGCCAGCAGUUUACGUGACGAUUAUGUGUUCAAAAUAAUUCCUAUGCUAAAUAUAGAAGGAGUCGUGAACGGCUGCAAUCGAUACGGUCUGACGAACGAGGACCUAAACCGACGUUGGAGCAAUCCGAAUCGGGUGUACCAUCCAGUGAUCUAUCACACGAAGGGCCUGAUGGAGUACUGCGUCAGGGUGCUGCAAAGAUCGCCCUACGUUUUCGUCGACUACCACGGCCAUUCGCGGAGGAAGAACGUGUUUCUGUUCGGCUGUUCAAGGUCGGGUUCCUGGAGCGCCGCGGACAGGGCGAAACCGGACCAGCCGGUGCAGUAUUUGAUGUUACCGCAUCUCAUGCAGAGGACCUCGCCAGCCUUUGCUUUGCCGCUCUGCUCCUUCAAGGUCGAGAGAAACAAGGAAUCCACCGCCCGAGUAGCUGUGUGGCGGCAGCUGGGAGUCCCGAGAAGUUAUACGAUGGAAAGCAGUUUUUGUGGAUGCGACCAAGGCGUAUUGGCAGGAUUGCAUCUCGACACAGAGCAUCUUAAAGCCAUCGGAAGAGACUUUUGUCAAGCUUUAUCUAUGAUGAAAGACGGCGAUGACAAUUGGAUCGUCGAAAAAAUUCCCGUGGGGGAACAUAUUCCCAUGGAAUCAGAAUGUAUGGAUAACGAGAUAUCUUCCAGCAGCGAAUCCGACGAUUUCGAGAUUUAGGAGGCUGCAACUUACAAUUAGUUCAGUAUCAGAGUAGCUAUCUUAACAAAAUUCAUUCACGGAUAUUUAUUUUCCUGCACUUUCAAACUUAAAAGCUAAUACAAAAAUUAUUUUUUUCUUCUGAAGUAUAAUAUAAUACAAUGCAGUAUUUGGGAUAAAUAUUUCAAACAGUUUAUUUAUUUAAAACUGGUAACAAACGUUUAAAACUACUAUGAAAAUACUAUCUACACAUCGUAAAGUUUAUUUGUACAUAUGUCGGAACUCAAUACUUCGCAAAUUAAGUGUGUUUACAAUGAACAGCUAUAGAUUUAAUAGUGUGAGAAACGCUACUUAAGUUAGUAUGACCGCAUAUGAUUUAAUUGGAAAUAAAAGUUCUUAAAAGUUGAAGAUAUAUCACAAAAUCACUAUCCAAGCAGUGAUAAAACAAUGGCAUCUAGAAGGUUUUACAUUUUUGGAAAAUUGAAUUGUUGUUUUUUGUGCCUAACAGAAAGCAGAUUCAAAUAAUAUAAAAAAAUAGAAGAGUUAUGUCAUUCCUUAAUAUAGUACCUCGCUCUACUUUGUAUACAUAAUAUGUGAUUAUAUAAAUAUAGGAAAUAAAUGUUAUUGAA